ACCAAGUAAAACAAGUCCUGAUCAGGCCCAGGAGCUUCAAGCAAAACAAAAACAAAGACACAUGACCGGAGGGUUCUCCUCAACACAACCAGAACAGAUACAAACCUGGAGAGUUCAGACGGUUAGACUCAUGGACCACAGACUGAUGGAUCACAGACUCAUGGAUCACAGACUCAUGGGUCCCACAGAGUCCAGAGAGCUGGACAUGGGGACCCACUCGGAGGACUCUGUCCUGGUCCUGAUCAGGCACUGCCGGGACAUGAAGCAGCAGGAGGGCCGGCUCAGGACCAUCACUCUGAUGCUGCUGCUCAGCUGCUCUGCUCUGGUUCUUUUCACCAGCUGGAGGACCCUGAAGGACCACCAACAGACUCAGAGCUCAGAGCCCGGCUUCGCUCCUCAGAAACAGAWUUUAUGCGCUGCAGGUGAGAGUGGAGGCAGGGGGCGGGGCAUCAUUCACCUGGAAGGAGAUGAACAUGUAUCUGAUAAAUCCUCGGUACCCUGGCUCCCCAGCCUCGAUGAGUCUCAGCUCUUGGACCAACAGAACCGCUCCGUCCUGGUUCCUGCAGAUGGAGUUUAUUUGGUCUACGUGAGGUUCUCCCUCAGCUGCAGCUCCUCACCUGAAGCCUUUUUCUCUGUGAAGCUGCUGCGCCUGCCCAAAGGCUACGACCGCUACGAAAACCUGACCUGGGUCCACGAAAGUCUGAACUGCCCCGGUCCCGAAAGGCCUCUGGUCCCGUUGUUUCGCAGCGUCUUCAUGGGUCAGCUCUUUGAACUGACGRAAGGAGACCGGCUCAGUGUUCUGCUGGUGAACGGGUCUGAGCUGGUCCAGAAGUCCUGGUUCGGCUUUUCUCUCCAGUGAGACCCGGUCUGUCUUCAGUUUCUGUUCCUAUUUCCAGGAUAAAAACACAGACUGGACCCGGGUCACGUCUCAGAACUGACCCUGUGGAACCAAACCAAGAGUCCGAGCCUUCAGUCCUGCUGGACGGACUCCUGCCCCUGGACCCUGAUCCUGUUUGUAGGAGGAGGGGGUCCGGUUCUGGGUCUGCUCUCCUCUUGAUUUAUUCUAUUUGUAUUUAAGCAGACGGACCUCUCUGAGACCCCUCCUGGUUCUGGAUCACGAUGUGGUUCUGCUGGUCUCAUCAGGUCCUGGUUCAGCUGAGGAGGUUCAGAUCUUUGGAAGUCCUCUGAACUGGUCUCAGUGUGAGGACAGGACCUGAACCCUGGUUUCUGUUUAUUUAUUUGACCUGCUGAUGUUCUGUUUGUCCUGUGGUUCUGAAUAAAAACAUCCUGAUUUCA
This is a messenger RNA of Austrofundulus limnaeus, 1296 nucleotides long. RefSeq lists its product as uncharacterized. NCBI's taxonomy places the organism in Eukaryota, Metazoa, Chordata, Actinopteri, Cyprinodontiformes, Rivulidae. Gene Ontology annotation, molecular function: tumor necrosis factor receptor binding. The record is from RefSeq and is a predicted model, not a curated record. The coding region runs from base 62 to 859 and encodes 265 amino acids. Gene Ontology annotation, cellular component: membrane. The transcript has 6 exons. Gene Ontology annotation, biological process: immune response.